UUGGAGUUGUGAGUUCCCAAGGCUUGCUCUUCCUGCUCCCUGUCUGGCUCUCCUACUUGCUCUUCCUAUUUGGCUUUCCCAUAGCACCAGAUUCUUUCCCAUAGUACUGGUUUCUUUCCCAUAGCACUCGAAUAUUACCUUGUACUGAACUUUACCUUACGUUUUAUAUUAUACCGUUCCCGCUUUUCAACCUAUUUCUCCUUCCAAACGUUUCUCUCGCGUCGCACGAUAAAUCUUCUGGUGGAAAGUCUUGAUUCUUCCUACCUCUCGACGUCUGAGGCUGUCGGAAUAAGGACAACGAGAGCGAAAGGCUACAUAGUGGCAUAGUCUUUCUGUCCUGGUCAGACGGCUCGUCGUUGAGUUUGUCGCACGAUCGUCGUUCAGUAGUUCGCUCUUGCCUCUCCUACGCUGAUCGUAGUCGCAAUGGCCGAAGGGAAGCAAGCGAAAGUGGAAGCAAUCACCCUAAAAGUCGUCGCUCAGGACGGAACGGAGGUGUCGUUCAAAGUAAAGCCAAAAACAAAGUUUAGCAAGUUAUUCCAGGCGUACAGUGACAGAAAAGGGUUCAAGCUGGACACUAUGAGGUUCCUGUACCACGGCGACCGCGUGCUUGGUGACAACACUCCUGCCGAGCUGGGCAUUGAGGACAACGACCACAUUGAAGUCAUGGUAGAGCAAUUGGGGGGAGGCAGGCAUUCCCAGCAGCAAUACCUUGUCAGAUGACUGGUUCCGCAAACUGCCCGGAAUGAAAGCUGAUGGGUCUUCAUCAGCAAAUACUAGUGAAUUACUGCGGUUUUUUUUUUUACUAGACCAUGUAUCCACCUUAUGGUUCAAUACCACUGGAACGUACUGCAAGGCAUCUGCAACAGCUGAUAAGGUAUCACCUGCCACCCCUUGUAC
Molecule: messenger RNA, 897 nt
Organism: Closterium sp. NIES-67
Lineage: Eukaryota; Viridiplantae; Streptophyta; Zygnematophyceae; Desmidiales; Closteriaceae
Source: the annotation of a GenBank genome assembly